Lactuca virosa is the source of this 249-nucleotide messenger RNA. The record is from the annotation of a GenBank genome assembly. Lineage: Eukaryota; Viridiplantae; Streptophyta; Magnoliopsida; Asterales; Asteraceae.
AUGAGUAUUAGGGAAGCUUGUGGGUGUACUUUCAAUCUGGAAUUGCACAUGAUCCAAUCUCCACAGAUUACAGUAGAUUUCAACAAAGAUUUUGAUUGUACAAACUAUAUUUUUGAAAGGUUUGUAUGCAAUUUGGCUUCUGAUAGCUAUGGUUGUGGCAACAUCCUGAGAACAGAACACUAUUAUCUAAUCUACUCAUUAAGAAUUCUUCCCAGAGACCAAAGAUUCUUACUGUUGAAGAGAAGCUAA